Molecule: messenger RNA, 2607 nt
Organism: Coturnix japonica (Japanese quail)
Lineage: Eukaryota; Metazoa; Chordata; Aves; Galliformes; Phasianidae
Gene: AOAH
Product: acyloxyacyl hydrolase
Biological process (GO): lipopolysaccharide catabolic process; negative regulation of inflammatory response
Molecular function (GO): acyloxyacyl hydrolase activity; calcium ion binding
Source: RefSeq, a predicted model, not a curated record
ACAGUCCUAUCUAUAUGAGGAAUGAUAAACAGGAACUGUAAAGCUCAGGCAACAGCCAUUACCUCUACUUUAAGUUGUUGGGGUUUUUUUCUCUCUGAAGGCAGACUCUCCAGGUCCCACUCUCAAGACAAAAUAGGUCGGAUUCCCACAGAGCAGAAGCUCACCAUUUAUGAGUCUGCUUUAAUUACACGCAAGAAGCACACUGAGAUGCUGGAUGACACAGCCUCCUCACAGCAUCUCAGCUUGUCUGAGUGAAGCCUCGCCACAUCUGGGAGAUCAUCUGGAACAGGGAGCAGCUGGCUGCAGCCUCCCUGCAGCAACCCAAAUGGAGACGGGGAAGCCUUUGGCUGUGGGAGUGGUCAGGGUCUCCCAACCCUGAGGAGGAUGAGGGCCUCUAGGCAGAUAUUUCCGAACUGGUUCUGCAUCCUCUGGCUGCCACUCCUGCUGAGGGCUAUCUCCUGCUCCCCGCUGCCCGCUACAGAGCUCCUGCCGCCCGCUGCGCUCCCCUCCGGGCUGUCCCAGGGACAGACCUGUGUCGGAUGUGUGCUUGUGGUCUCUGUGAUUGAACAGCUUGCACAGUGGCACAACAGUACAGUAAAGGCAGCUAUGGAGAGACUGUGCAACUACAUACCUGAAAAACUGCAAGGUUUCUGCUACGUCCUUGCUGAAGUGUACGGACCACACAUAGCUGAACUCAUAGACAGGGAAAUGAAUGCCGAUGUGGUCUGCCAUUCCUUGAAGCUGUGCAAACAGGAUCCAGGACAACCCCUUUGUCAUCUCUACCCUCCUCCCAAGGUGGGGCUCAGCGCUGCAAUAUGGAAAGCAAAAAAGAUUUUAAAGAAUUCCAAGGACCUGAAAAGAACCGUGGGGGUCCCAAGCCUAUGUGCAUUUCCUCUUCUGGCUGACCUGUGUGAGAGGAUUAAAUAUGUCCUAAGAAGUAAACUGCCUUUUGAAGAUUUUGAUGGAGAUAAAUUUAGCACUUUCCCAACGCUGAGGGGCUAUCACUGGCGCGGCAGAGACUGUGAUGACAAAAACACCACCGUGUACCCUGGCAGACGUCCUGAUAACUGGGAUGUGAAAAGCGACUCUAACUGCAAUGGUAUAUGGGGCGUGGAUCCAAAAGAUGGAAUUCCCUACGAGGAGAAGUUCUGCAAAGGUGCGGACUCCCAGGGGGUGGUGCUGUUGGGAGACUCGGCUGGCGCCCACUUCCACAUCCCACCCGAGUGGAUGACCGUCACACAGAUGUCCGCGAAAUCGUUUGCUAAUCUCCCAAUGGCUUUCACUGAUGAGCUUGACUGGCCCCAGUUCUCAGAGAUCACUGGGUUCCUAAACUCCACUAUUGGAGGCUGGACAGACUCUCUGUAUCUACGUUUACGAAGGAGAAAUCGCUGCAACCACAGAGACCUACAGAACAUUUCCCAAAAUGGUGGUUCGUCACGAAAUCUCCUCGGUUUAAUAAAAAGCUUGGCCAGAAACCAACUGUUGGACAAUCCAGCCAUAGUUAUCUACGCUACAAUUGGGAAUGAUGUCUGCAAUGGGAACCGGGACACGCUGGCUCACAUGACCACCCCAAAAGAAAUGUUCUCCAAUGUCAUGCAAGCUCUGCGAUACCUGGACUCCCGGCUUCCAAACAGCAGCCAUGUGAUUCUGACAGGCUUGGUGGAUGGACGCUUUCUCUGGGAUAAUCUGCACAACAGAUAUCAUCCUCUGGGGCAGCUGAACAGAGACGUCACCUACAGCCAACUGUACUCUUUUCUCAACUGCCUUCAGGUGAGCCCCUGCAGCGGCUGGCUGACUGCUAACGAGACCCUCAGGAACCUGACCUCAGAGAGAGCUGAACAACUAUCCAAUGUCCUGAAAGAAAUUGCCAGAACUCAGAAGUUCUCCAACUUUGAUGUUUUCUACAUGGAUUUCCCACUGAAACAAACAGCUGAAGAGUGGCACAAGAUGGGCGGUGAGCCCUGGCAGCUGAUUGAGCCAGUGGAUGGCUUCCACCCCAGCCAGAUUGCUGCAGCCCUGGGAACAGGCAUUACCUGGCAGAAGGCACUACAUGAAUGGCCUCAAGUACUUGGAAAGGAGAAUCCAUUCAAUGACCAGAUUGAAGCUAUAUUCAAAGAUCAAGGUGGACAUUGACUCCCCGCUUGAUGAAGCCAUGGCUUAUGGUGGCGCUUCCCAGUACAUUCCAGGAAACAGAGUUGUUAGAGACCAAAAAACAGAAAGAAAAGAAGAGGAAGCAAGUUAUCAGUGCCAAACUUCUUUUUCUGUUGUUCAAAAUAGCAGCACAAAGAGCCAACAGAGCUGAAGUUAGCAUGACUACAUUCUUUUCAGUGUUGCAUCUCAUACCGCAGUCAUCCACCUGCACAAGUAGGCAAGCUUUUCUGUGGAGCUUCAAAAAUAAAAAUCAAAGGAUACCUGCCAGCUAGAGCGCUUAUUGUGACUGGUUUGCACAUCCAGAAGGUUUUUUCAACAUAGAGCAAACAUCAUUGCUGUCCUUGCAGGACAUCAUUUCUGGCCUUUCCGUUUGCACUGUUUCAACAGCUAACCUGAUCCCAAAAGGGACAGGGGGGCAUCCGACUCAUUUUGUUACUAUAAAUUGUGUAUGUGUAA